This is a messenger RNA of Saccostrea cuccullata (small rock oyster), 543 nucleotides long. RefSeq lists its product as uncharacterized. NCBI's taxonomy places the organism in Eukaryota, Metazoa, Mollusca, Bivalvia, Ostreida, Ostreidae. The transcript has 4 exons. Bases 1 to 516 code for a protein of 171 amino acids. The record is from RefSeq and is a predicted model, not a curated record.
AUGGUACAAUUUCUUAGGCUUGGAGGUAACCCAAUAUAUGGAAAACAUAAUUUAUCCAAUACGGCUGUUUGGCCAGUUACUCAUCAAGUUUCUACUACGAUUCAAACAACAACUACUCCCCCUCUUCCGGUCACGUGUAAUAAAACUUCUAUCAUCACAGCAGUAGCUCUAAAUCAGCCAGUAGGAGACCCCUCGACUAGCGCAUGCCCAGAUACCACUUUCCAGUCUCCAGAAUCUUUACUUACUAAUUAUUGUGGAAUUCCACUCGUAUCCAAUUGGAAACAGGGUCAAAAGGUCAUUGAUGAGUGUCAUUCAAAUCCAAAUAGUACACUAUCGUACACCCCUGUUUCAACUAUUGCGCAUGGUCAUCAUGAUAUCAUGUCCGGUAUUUUUAUCCGUUGUAUAAGUGGUGGAUUUUCGAUGAUUGCUCAGACCUGCACAACGACACCUAGCGUUCUAAAUAUUACCCAUGGUUCUCUGUACCAUUUGCCGGAUUUUCGUUUUGUUCUUUCAUGACAUAUGUUCCUGUGAACGAGUAGCCUA